AUCUUCCGGGGUCCUUUGACGUCAUACAGUCGACGAUAAUUAGCUUUGAGCUGACAUGCUUGCUGUGGUUAUUUGACAAGUGAUUGCCCCAUAAUUUAAGGGUAACCGUCCCUAUGUUGAAGCUGUGCUGUACUUUUUAAGUGACGAGUAGAUAAAACAGUCAGUUCAAGGGAGGUGAGUGUCCUUUGUGAAUGAACAUGUUGAGCUCCGGCCGCCGCGUCCUUCAGGAUCUGCUCCUCCAGCCUGCAGUCAGGAGUUUCUCCCUGAGUCCAGUUCAGGUCAGUCUGAAGACACUUACAGUUGUGUGUCAGGAACUUGAACCGUGUGAAAUAAGCCUGUCUAAAGUUGACAAUUCUUUAAUUUGUACCUGUAUGAAACAACUCUGUAAUCUUUGAUGGGUUAAUACUGGUUAAUACGGAAGCCCUGAGCAGACAUGCAUCCAUUUAUUUUGUAGAAAUAAAAGACUCAAAAACUAAACCCUGUUAUUUAAGGAUAUGUUAUUCUGUCCUUGUAGGAAUUCCACCACUUAUCUUAUGAUGUUGUUGUUAAUGUACGGUGGCCGAGAACUGCCACUGCUGCAAAUAAAAAGAAAGAAGCCACAACAGAAGUUACUGAAGCAAAAAAAAAGAAAGAGAAAGAAGAAAAAAAAUAAGUCGAAGCCCGCUGCAAAUAACAGAAGAAACAGUGUAGAUGCAAAUUCUGCAGCGUUCCUUUUUUUUUAUUUGCAGUGGGCUUCGGUUUCUUUUCUUUUUCAUCGGUAACUCCCGUGGUGGAUUCCUUUUUUUUUUUUUUUUUUUUUGCAUUCCUUUUUAUUUGCAGCGGUGGCAGUUCUCGGCCACUGUAUUAUUCAAUGAUCAACAACAAAAACAAGACCAGAUGAACAGCUCUAACAGAAAAUUCCAUCUUGUGAUUGGCCUGUCUGAAAAUCCAAUUAUGAAUGUAAAAUAUAUGAUAAAUAUUAGUCAGCACAUGCCAGUCAGAAACAGUGUGGUCCUCCUUAAAUAACGUCAUCAGUGUUUUGUGAAAAAGCAAAGACCUCAAAGAAGACGUAUAACAUCAGUGAAAGCCCUGUUAUCCCUUUUAGAGAAACAUGACAGCAUUUACAAAUCUGCUCCCUUCCUCCUCAGAGCACGAUUAUAGUCGAACGCUGGUGGGAAGUGCCUUUGUCCAAAGUCGGCAGCCCGCCUAGGCUUCACCCUCGAAGACACAGAGUAUAUAAGCUGGUUGAAGAUACCAAAAAUCGUCCCAAGGAAAAGAUGGAGCUCAUCCUGACUCAGACAGUGCCAAGUGAGUGCUUGUGUUUACACUCUUAGAGUAUUGUGUGCGUUAAUAAAACUCACCACAUGAUAAGAAAUAAUGUGUGUUUGUUCUGACAGAGCUUGGUGGUCGAGGAGACACUGUGUUUGUGAAAAAGGCUAUGGGGAGAAAUAAGCUGCUGGCCGAAGGUCUUGCAGUGUAUCCAUCACCGGAGAACAAGCAGAUCUUUGCUGAAGAAUUAAGAGUAUGUGUCGAAGUUUGAUACCUCAUUUCUCUGUAUAUUUAUUUUUUUUAAAAAACAUGUAUUUUCAUCCACUCUGUGACCUUUUCUCCACCAGCUUUUACGUGAAGGGAAUCUAGAGGAAAGAGUUCAAACCCGCACUGGACUGAUGGUAGGUCUAAUUUAAUGGCAUGACUUUUCCGGAUUAUUUUUUUUUACCUUCUUGGGUGCAACAUUUGAGUGAAAGUUGUUAAGAGAUUAAAGAAGCAGCUACCUGUUCUUAUCAAGGUUCACUUUUUCUUGUUUGUGCAGACAGUGGAGUUCUUGAAAUCCUCCCAUUUGAAGAUCAACCGAAUGCCUGUGGAUGAGUUCCACGUCAACAAAGAGAUCCUCUGCAGACAAUUUCUCAAGAGGGUGCUUGUCAUUUUUUAUUUCUUCCAGAUACAUUAUCCAUAUAAAACACUAUUUUGAAGCAAGUUUCAUUGGAGUUUAAGGAAGUGUGCUCAUUUUACUCAUCUUACCAAAUUUUCCCCAGCUUGAUGUUGUUGUUCCUCCUCAUGCAUUGAGUUUUCCAUUUGAGACAGUCAAGGAUGUGGGCGACUACUGGUGUGAAGUACAAGUAAGUGCUCUUUGUUUCAGUAAGAAAAGAACAAACAAAAAAACAUGCAUCAUCUAACCAUUGCUGCAAGAUGAACACUUUGGUACACAUGCUAUUUUUAAUAGGUCAAAUGUGAAUGUAAAUGUUUUGUUUUUAUAAACACGUAGGUUCUGCAUGUUGCCAUUUGUUCUUUAAUUCUUGCUUAAAGGGAUAUUCCGGCGUAAAAUUAAAGACAACUCACCGUCUCUCUUCCAGCAGCCGAUUGUUUGUAGCAAGACCUUGGGCCAGUCCAUUACGGACUGCAGCGGGGUGACGCAGCUCAAGGAAGAACAUUUAUGAUCAUUUGUUUAUCAUUUCCUUUAAGUAAUAAUCACCAUAUUAAUCAUUUUGCACUGCAGAUCCGGUAGUUCUUCUGCCUUAGCGUCUCGGUCUGAUUGCACUUCCAUGAGGAAAUGAUCAUAAAUGUUCUUCCUUGAGCUGCGUCACCCCGCUGUAGUCCUUAAUGGACUGGCCUGAGGUCUCGCUACAAACAAACAGCUUCUCAAUGAGCGUAGAUGAGUUGUGUUUAGUCUCUUUGCUAAAGAAAUUAGGCAAAGCUAAAAAGAUGUUUGGUGGCUAGUGCUGUGGCUGGGACCCUAUAUGUACUGUUGAUGAAGUUAGGUGCUGUUCUGAGCAUUAUUUGUGGCUAUAGAGUGGCGUUUUGGUUGAGGUUUGUUUACGGCUCCUCAGACCGCUGUGUAUUGCCAUUGCCACUAGCGAAGCAAGCUGUCAGCAACAUUCAUCUUUCGAGAGGGUGUCUAACUCGGUGUUACUGUGUGUUUGACCCUAAAUUAAUUUUACGCAGGAAUAUCCCUUUAAUGCAGAGGCUCUGUACAUGAUAAUAAAAUAGCUAAUUCUUUGCUUUCCUCCCCAGGUUAAUGGAAUAGACACAGUUCGCGUCCCUGUGUCGGUGCUUCCAUAUGAAGACCCGUCUGCAGCUUACCAACGGCAGCUCAAAGCAAAAAAGCAGCAGCAGGAAGCAGAAAACAUCUCUGAGCCUUCAGAUGAGACGGAGGCUACAGUGAGGGCUGUUGUUUCUGAUGCUACAGUGGAAGCUGAGGCUAAACCUGACGAAGACUCUGUGAGGGAAGUUAGUGAAGCUUCAGCCCCAGCAGGAGCCUCAGCUUCUGAAAAAACAGCAGCGAGUGCAGAGCCGAGUGACGACAAAACAGCACCACCAAGUGACAGUCCAAAAAAAGAUUAAAGGAUACCAAGUGCAGAUACAUGUCGAAGUUGAAAUUUGUUUAUAUGUCAAACACACCAUAAAUGCAUAAAUCAGUUAUUCAUGUGAGGAUUGAGAAUCUCAUUUUAUUUACAGGUUGCAUUUUUGUUGAAAACUAUAGAGGGAAUAGCAGUACAUUGCAAGUAAAACCACAAGUAGUAUCUGCUUUUUUGUGAUACCAGACACGACCAAUAUUUACUGGGUUGCAUUCAAAGGGAUGGAAAAGAACCAAAAGAGAGGAUUUAUGACUUCAUUUUAAGUGUACAACAUGAACUGGCAGAGGAGUGCGUUUGACUUAUUUUACAAGCCAUUUCAAAAUUAGCUCAGACAUGAAUAUUCCUGCCUUGUAAUACAUCAGCUGGAACUUUGUCACUGGCUUUUGGCAGUUAACAGUCUAUAUCCCUUGGUCACUGGCAUGUUUUUUCUUCAUUUUGCCACAUCUUUUUUGCUUUCUACUGACUUGUAUGUGUUGUGAAAUACUGCACAUUUAAACAACUUUGCUUAUGAGAAGUACUUGUCAAAUUAAACAAAUACCUCUCAAUUUUCAUGGAUAUUUCCAGGGAGAUACUUAAAAAGUCAAGCUUUUCUUUCUUUUACUUGUAUUCAUAGAGCUCCUGAUAGUUCUUGGGUGAAAGAAUGAGCUUUUCCACCUGACCAUACAACCUACCAGUCUUUCUCUGACAUUUUAAAAUAGGCUGUGCCAGUUACUUUCUGCAUGGGAGAGUAAAGUACCUUUACCAACUAUUAUCGAGGUAGUCAUCUGUUCUAGAUAAGUCCUACAUAAAGUACCUCAGAUGGCCCUGAAAUCAAUCCCAGCCAACAGUUUUAGCUACCCUGACCAAAAGGAUAAGCUACAAUUAUGGGACUGUUAGAGCUACUCUGAUCUACAACUUACAAUACUCAAAUAUACAAUACUCAAAAGGAAGAUUUAACCAGUCAAGCUAAAGAAAUACUCAGCACAGCCAACAUUUUGAUGUGCUACAGCCUACACAAUGAGCUACCCUUACUGAGAACUUUGGUUUACCAGUUAGAGAGACAAAACUACUUGACUUAAAAGUAAACAGGAUGAGUUAUUUGGCUUACCUAUAUCAAGAGGGGGACUACUUGUACGUAGAGAAUAAGUCACCUUUGCUGACAUUUCUGGCCCAUUGAUAGGAGAGAUAGAGCUGCUUAUGCUAACAGGAUGAGCUACACUAACCCACAAAACAAGCUAUUCAAGAUUAAUUUUCGCAACCCUGUGUUUUCACAUCACUUAACACUCCAACAAAGAAAAUAUCAAUUUGACAUUCAUGCGUUCAUACUUCAGGGUCCCUGCAAGAUGCUAAAUGUGUUGUGGUUUGGAUCACCUGCAGUAUUCUCCUUACCUUUUAUUGAAAACAUUUUGAUUCAGGCGUUAAGUGACUUGAAAUUCCUUCUCAUUGUGGGAGGGACUAUCAAACCAACAUCUGUGUGACUGCUAGGGAACCAAACAUGCCUUUUAACUUACUGUCAUUGAACUCAACAGAAUGAUGCAUAUCAAAGUUUGCUGAAUAAGAAUUAAUUUUACACAUUCAGAAGGAAAAGAUUUAUAAUGGCCACUUCAGGGUCACAGGUACCUUAAAAAUACUACAUGACAUUGUUAUGAAGGUACAGCACCUAUAUUUACUUUCAAAGCCAGUAUUACACUUUAUGAAACAACAGACCAAAAGAACAACUCAAACAUUUCAACACAAAUACAGAGGUCAGAGGGCCAGGAGGAAGAAAUCUGUAUUUAUGUCUGUGUGUGCGUGUGUAGUUUCUUAUUAAACAAGUUUCUGGUUAUUCAGGAAAAUCUGGAAAACUCUACUCUAAGUUUGGAUGCAGGGCUUCAUUAUGUCUCAAAAAGUCCAACGGAUGACAUUUAGAAACCGUAUUUGGCCUGCGUCUGCCGGCGGGUUAGCUUGUUUUCUGCCCAGUUAUUCUUCAGCUCCAACUCCCGCUCCUUCGCCUGUGAAAAAAGAGCAUGAUUUAUAACUCCUGAUAAACCCCAAUAAGACAGAAAUAUGGAAUAAAAAUUGACAAAUGAGUAGAAACUGAUUUCAAAUCAAGGGUUACAUGCAAAUUAGCACCCACCCUCAGAGCCUUACCCUACUUUAAAUUCUAUCUGUGGUUUGUGAAAUUCAAAAACUUGUCCAAGACAGAACAAUGCCCGACAUGAUAAUCAGACAAUAACUCUGAGACUUCGAUAAUAAACUAAUGCAGAGAAGUAGCUACAUGUUGACCUUGUUUGAAUGUCUUCUGCAGACUUAUCCUACAGCUGUUUUCAUGCAGCUCACUGUAAAACCCCCUAGCAUAAAAAAGCCAACACAAGCCACGAGGUUUGCUCUGUGCAAACAUUAGUGAAGCCUAAAAACUGGAGUUCAACAUGCUCAGACAUGUUACAGUCAGUAUGUUGUAACAGAAACCCUGACUCUACCCUGCUCUUAAUCACCUUAGAAAGCACUGGAAGUAUUAUCCUUGAAGUCUGUCUUGUAUCAGAGGCGCUAGAGGAUAUCAUUAACUUCAUACCCCUUAAGGAUACUAUAUUGUUAUAGUAAAAGAACUAUAAUGUACUGACUUUUAAGUAAAAUGCAAACCAAAGAUCUACAGUUAAAGCAAGACAAUAAACUCUAGAUAACCAUACUGUUUGAUUUGAUGUGUGCUCAUAUAGCAUUUCAGAGAAGUUGAUUUUAGUGUCACUUACCUGGUGAAUGAGAUAUGUUAUUUGAUGUUUACGCCGCUGCUGCCCUGUAGGCUGUUCUCCUUUUUUCUGCAAAAAUACAAAACCAUUUCAGUCCGUUGUAAAGCAUACAUUGUAGGAGCCAUAAUGUUGCUUUGCUGAUCGGUUAUCCUGUGUUCAAUUACUUUUGUCUGGUUGCCAUUGGUUUCGCUGGGCUUGGGUCACGCGGGCACUGCGUUUGAAAGCCGGUAGGUUAUGUAAGGGGUAGUCUUACCUGCACUGGGGUGGAGAGGUGAGCCUAUGUCGCCAUAAUUGUUGUUGACCGCGCUUUAUGUUCUUUGUUUUGCAAUGACACACGUCGCAAAGUGUACACAUAUUAUAUCUGAUGUGCGCGUGUAAAUCAUUGUGAGUUAUUAAAGCAACAAAACAUC
This is a messenger RNA of Xyrichtys novacula (pearly razorfish), 6444 nucleotides long. The record is from the annotation of a GenBank genome assembly. NCBI's taxonomy places the organism in Eukaryota, Metazoa, Chordata, Actinopteri, Labriformes, Labridae.